AUGCACUGGGAGAAAAUAGAGAUCAAGGUGAAGCGUCAAGAGCCCAUCCCAGGCAAAUCGCCGGGGAGGAAAGGCGGCAAGCACGGACCAGGGAGGAAAUGGGGUCAUACGCUAAAUGCCGUCAACUAUGGUCGUCAGGUGUACGUCUUCGGAGGUUAUGGCAAGGACGAGCGGCAGACAAACGACGUCUACGUGUACAACACAACCAAAGACGCGUGGAGCAAGCCCAACAUCAAAGGCACGCCGCCGUCGCCGCGCGACAGCCACACGAGCACGGUGGUGGGCAGCAGGCUGUUCGUCUUCGGCGGCACAGAUGGGUCGUCGGGGCUCAACGACCUUUACAUGCUCGAUACCUCAACUAACACAUGGACGCGGCUGGCGGCGCAGGGGGACGUGCCAGCAGCUCGUGAGGGACACGCAGCAGCGCGGGUGGAGGGGCUAGUUUAUGUGUUCGGGGGGUGUGGCAAGGCGGGCGAGGGGGGAACAGUGGACGAGACGUAUUACAACGACGUGCAUGUGUUCAACCCUGACACGAUGCGGUGGGCAAGGGUGGCAACAACUGGCACGGCACCAUCGCCGAGGGACAGCCACAGCUGCUGCGCGUGGGGCAACCAGCUGAUUGUGUUCGGUGGGGAGGACUCGCGCAACUGCUACCUCAGUGACGUCUUUGUCCUCGACACCAGCUCGCUGGUGUGGAGGGAGGUGAGGGCGAGGGGGCAGAAGCCUCUACCCCGAGCGGGGCAUGUGGCGGUGACAGCUGGGCGCUACAUGGUGGUGUUUGGGGGCUUCACUGAUGAGCGCCGCCUCUUCAAUGAUCUGCACGUGCUUGACCUCUCAUCGGAGCACUGGCAGCAGUACACGCCCACAGGAGACGUGCCCUCGCGCCGCUUCUCCCUCUCAGCUGACCUGCUGGACACAGUGUCGGGCAAGAUGAUGCUCUUCGGGGGCUGUAAUGACGACCUGGAGGCCCUGGAAGAUGCCUACUUCUUGCAUACAGAUUUCGGUUUCUUAAUUUCACUGUCCGUAUCCCCCACCACACCACACCCUCCUCCUCCCUCCGCUUCUCCCCACCCCCAUACACACAUCCCCUUCCCAUGUACCUCCACUGCAGUGCCCCAAGUCGCACCAGCUCUACCCCCAGGCCUGCAUCCAGCGGACCUGAUAGCGCCGGCAGGCAGGGAGGUGCCCUUUGAGGCGCAGAUAGUCGACGUCUUCCACCUCGGCUACUGCCUGCGUGCCACUGUGGCGGGUAGACCUCUGCAUGGGCUGCUCUUCUCCUACGACCCUUCUUUCGCUCAAGCUGCCCUGGCGCGCCAAGCCCAAAGGCAAGCGGGCACAAGGUCCUCUCGCCAGCCCCCACCCCCUCCGCCGCAUCUCACCUUCUCUCCAGAAACGGGUACCCACACCAUCACCGGUAGAGACAAUUCUGCUUCAACCGAGUCGACUUCUAGUGAAUCUGCUUCCGCGGGUGCUAGCCGAGGCAACGAUGCUUCGCAAGUCCCGGGGAGGAGUCCCAGUUCGCCGAAUCCGGUGCCAAGAUCUCGGCCAUCCGAUCUGGACAUCCCGUUCGAUCCUGCGAUCGACGCGAUGGUUGCAGCGGAGAUGGCGGGGAGGAAGAGCAACGAGCCGCCUCCACCGGCGGAGAAGGAGAGACAAGCCACCCAGCUAGGCACACUGCUGAAGCAGUUCGUCCGCGUGGCGGCACCCUAUUGGUCGUCGGAGGACAAGGGACAGGCGCGGCUGCGACUGGCUGCGGUGUUUGUGUUCGCGCUGGGCUGCACUGGCGUCUCCGUGCUUUUCAACUUCUUAUAUCGAGACUUCUACAACGCUAUAGCGAGCAAGGACGAAGAGGCCUUUCUGCGGCAGCUCUUGUGGUUUCUCGGAGCCACUGUGGGGGGAGUGCCGGUGUUUGUGUUCCGGGACUACUUGAGAGACACGCUGGCGCUACGGUGGCGGGCGUGGAUGACGACAGACCUGCUCAACAAGUACUUCCAGCACCGCACCUUCUAUAACAUCCAGUCACAGUCCCUCAUAGACAACCCCGACCAGCGACUGAACGACGAUGUGGACGACUUCACCACCACGUCGCUCACCUUCUCCCUCGCGCUCGUCAACGCCAUCGUGGAUCUCAUCUCCUUCUCCGGCAUCCUCUACUCCAUCUACCCUCCUCUCUUUGCGGUUCUGUUGGCGUAUUCUCUUGGGGGAACAGCCAUCAGUGUGUAUUUAGGCAGGGAGCUCGUGGGGCUGAACUUCCUGCAGGAGAAGAAGGAGGCAGAUUUCCGCUACGGGUUGGUGCGAGCGCGGGAGAACGCCGAGAGUAUUGCCUUCUAUGGAGGAGAGCGCAGCGAGACGCGCCUGCUGCUGCAGCGCUUCCGCCAGUCCUUUGCCAACUACGCUGUGACGUCUGCUUGUCACCGCUCACAACCUUUACAUGCCGCUAAUCAUUCCUUCUCCUCCACCACCCUCUGCACCCUCCACACAACUCCCCACUCUCUCCCCACACAGCGUUUAUUAGUUGUAGGCCGCAAUCGCGACUUCUUCACCAGCAACUGCCGCUACCUCAUCCAGCUACUGCCAGCACCUCAACCACCCAUUAUGUGUCCCUCCCCUCGCCACUUCUUCCCCCCCCACCACCCUACACAGCGCCUGCUGGUAGUCGGUCGCAACUUGGAUUUCUUCACCAGCAACUACCGCUAUCUCAUCCAGCUGUUGCCAGCAGCAGUGGUGGCGCCGCUCUACUUCCGUGAGGAGAUUGAGUUCGGUGUCAUCAACCAGUCCUUCUCUGCUUUCAACCACGUCCUCGGGGACUUCUCGAUAAUUGUCUUCCAGUUCCAAGCGCUCUCACAGUUCUCUGCUAUUGUGGAACGGCUGGGCGAGUUUCAGGAGGUGCUGGACGACCAGAGCAAGCCAGCCGCGCUGCCAGCCACCUCUGCUGCCUCUGCUGCUUCACCUGUGGCAAUUGCCGGCACCACAGACACAAAGGCACCCAGGAAGGAUUCCACACCCAUGACUGCGGACAGCGAGGGGGAGAGGCCGGAAGGAAGCACACAGGCGACAGCAGCUGAGGCUGCAGCGGAGCACCUGGCAUCGUUGUUUAACAGCUUCAUCACUAUCGAGAAUGUCAUUCUACCGGCUUCUGCUCCCUCUCUCCCCCCCGCGCUGCUGCCUGCCUCCGCCUCUGCAUCCGCCUCCCAUUCUUCCCGUGUGUUGCUGGAGGUGGACGGACUCACUCUCUGCACACCACAGUACGCCUCGUGCCUGCUGUCUGGCCUUUCACUCUCCGUCCAGCAAGGGGAGCACCUCCUG
Molecule: messenger RNA, 3306 nt
Organism: Closterium sp. Yama58-4
Lineage: Eukaryota; Viridiplantae; Streptophyta; Zygnematophyceae; Desmidiales; Closteriaceae
Source: the annotation of a GenBank genome assembly